AUGACACAAGCGUGGGACCCUGCAGGGUUCUUGGCUUGGCGGCGGGACGAGAACGAGGAGACGACUCGGGCAAGCCUUUUUGUUUAUACCAACAGCAACAACACAAAGGGCCCAUUUGAAGGUCCCAAUUAUCACAUCGCCCCACGCUGGGUAUUCAACCUCACCAGCCUCUGGAUGGUCUUUGUGGUCAUCGCAUCCACCUUCACCAAUGGGCUGGUGCUGGUGGCAACUAUGAAGUUCAAGAAAUUACGCCACCCCCUGAACUGGAUCCUGGUGAACUUGGCCGUGGCUGACCUGGCAGAGACCAUCAUUGCUAGCACCAUCAGUGUCAUCAACCAGAUAUAUGGCUACUUCAUCCUGGGCCACCCGAUGUGUGUCCUGGAGGGCUACACAGUCUCUCUAUGCGGCAUUACAGGUCUCUGGUCCCUGGCCAUCAUUUCCUGGGAGAGGUGGGUGGUGGUGUGCAAGCCUUUUGGUAAUGUGAAGUUUGAUGCCAAGCUGGCCAUGGUAGGCAUUGUCUUCUCCUGGACCUGGGCAGCUAUCUGGACUUCACCACCCCUCUUUGGCUGGAGCAGGUACUGGCCUCAUGGGCUGAAGACGUCCUGUGGCCCUGACGUGUUCAGUGGCAGCUCCGAUCCUGGUGUCCAAUCCUACAUGAUUGUCCUUAUGUCCACCUGUUGCGUCUUUCCUCUCAGCAUCAUCCUCCUGUGCUAUAUCCAAGUGUGGUUGGCCAUCCGGGCAGUUGCUAAGCAACAGAAGGAAUCCGAGUCUACACAGAAGGCUGAGAAAGAAGUGUCUCGCAUGGUGGUGGUAAUGAUCCUCGCCUAUUGCUUUUGCUGGGGGCCCUAUACCUUUUUCGCAUGCUUUGCAGCAGCCAACCCCGGCUACGCCUUCCACCCUUUGACGGCAUCCCUGCCUGCCUACUUUGCCAAGAGUGCCACUAUCUACAACCCCAUCAUAUAUGUAUUCAUGAACCGGCAGUUCCGAACCUGCAUCCUCCAGCUUUUCGGGAAGAAGGUGGAUGAUGGCUCUGAAGUUUCCAGCACCUCUAGGACAGAGGUCUCUUCUGUGUCCUCGGUGGCACCUGCAUAA
Trichosurus vulpecula (common brushtail) is the source of this 1092-nucleotide messenger RNA. Its product is annotated as medium-wave-sensitive opsin 1. Gene Ontology annotation, molecular function: G protein-coupled receptor activity. The transcript has 6 exons. Gene Ontology annotation, cellular component: photoreceptor outer segment; membrane. NCBI's taxonomy places the organism in Eukaryota, Metazoa, Chordata, Mammalia, Diprotodontia, Phalangeridae. Gene Ontology annotation, biological process: G protein-coupled receptor signaling pathway; visual perception; phototransduction. Bases 1 to 1092 code for a protein of 363 amino acids. The record is from RefSeq and is a predicted model, not a curated record.